GCUUUCAUGACUUUUGGAGCACGAAGCGACAUCUCUGUGCCGAUAAAUGACCCGACCGUGAGCCCGCGAGCGACGAUAGCAUUGACUCACUGUGCAUCUUCCGUCUCAGUCAUGUUCCCGCUACGAGCCACCGUCAACUGUGAUAUGGGGGAGGGAUAUGCUCUCUAUGUGAUUGGAGAUGACGAGUCACUCAUGAAAACGAUUCAUCUGGCGAACGUCGCCUGUGGCUUUCACGCAUCUGACUUUAACAUUAUGAACAAAACUGUCGUUCUAGCUAAAGCGAAUGGCGUGCUAGUUGGGGCGCAUCCGUCUCUCCCAGACAGGCAAGGCUGGGGCAGGCGUGAGAUGGUUAUGGAGCCUGACGAGCUCGCAUCGUGCUUCAUAUAUCAAGUGGGGGCCUUGACGGGCUUUCUCAAAGUGCACAAUGUGGAACUGAACCACCUCAAACCUCAUGGCGCCGUCUACGGGAUGACAUCGCGCGACCUGUCGCUUGCACGCGCAGUGGUCGGCGUCGCCAAGACGUUCGGUGUGCCCUUCAUGGGCCUCGCGGGAACGUGCCACCAGGCCGCUGCUGAAGAGCUCGGCGUGCCAUUCAUCGCAGAAUGGUUUGCGGAUUUGGAAUAUAGCCCGGAAGGAAAACUCCUCAUUACUAAGAAACAUAUUCCAGUUCCCGUGGAUGUUGUCCGCGCACGGGUUGCCAAGAUGCUCUCGGAAGGGCUGGUGACCACUCAAUCUGGUUUUGUCCCUUUGGGAGCCGGAGUCACGAAUGUUUCCAUUUGCUGCCAUUCAGACACACCGGGUGCAGUGGAGAUCGCAUAUGCGGUGAAGGCAAUGGUAGACGAAAGUAACGCGCGCCUGGGAUAAUGAGGUUUUUCCAUGUACAUAAAACUGUAUUAAAAUUGAACGCUACAUAUAUGCGC
Molecule: messenger RNA, 920 nt
Organism: Laetiporus sulphureus 93-53
Lineage: Eukaryota; Fungi; Basidiomycota; Agaricomycetes; Polyporales; Laetiporaceae
Product: lactam utilization protein lamb
Exons: 10
Coding region: 7-864 (285 amino acids)
Biological process (GO): carbohydrate metabolic process
Source: RefSeq, a predicted model, not a curated record